GCCUGCAUGCUGUGCUCAUAAAAAUCUGCACCGGUGGUGACCCACUGGCUGUUGCCACUGCUGAAAUGAAUGUUAGACUGGUGUGUCCACAGCUGUGGGCCUCCUCUCCCUGAUGUCUGACAGAGGUCCCACUCAGAGAGGAGAGCUGUCCAAAGGGCUGUGUAACAGUGCCUUUGCUCCUGCUGCAACAGUGAUGCUAGGUCUUCAUAGCUGCAGCUGUGCUCCUGCUUAUUCUCUUUUCUCCCUUUUUAUUUCUUUGGAUGUUCCCCAUCUGAGGUUGAGCUUUUUGGGGGCAUCACAUCAGGUUGAGCUUUUUGGGGGCUUUUCUGCCAGUGUUUCGAAAGGUGUGAGUUACAAAUGCUGUCUCCAGUGCUAUUUCUCACUCCUUUGGAGGUGAGGAAGGAACUCUUCAGCCUGUCUGUUGUUUGGUGCUCGCUCUCCUUCAAUUGGUGAGGCUCCUACACAUUAUGGGACACUGAACCAGAUCAGUGCUCUGGGACUUGAUGUUAUUUGUGCAAUCAGUAUCUCAGAAAUACUGUAUUAAAAGUUUAACCAUAAACUUUUAAUGUGAGCGGUGUUGGUGGUAGGUUGCUGUCUAACACUAUGGAAGCCUAUGAGAAAUGGUGGGAGAUCUCUAUGAACUGCUGGAUUUCAGCUAUGGCAAUGGUGUGUUUACAAAUCCACACCAACAGUGCUCUCAUUAGACAUUUGGCCUUGGAGUAGCUUUUGGCCUGGCCUGUGGUGUCUGAGGGGGGGAGCAAGUACUGAGCCAUCAUGGACAGGUCCAGCUAAGAACUCAGAUCAAUAGGCCAUUCUGGACAUCCACCUGCAGGCUCGGUUCUGUGACCAGCAAGAAAGCCUGAGGUGAAGCCAGGCUCCAGACCAGCAGGGGAUAGUCCCUCCCCCCACCACAUGCCUUGCCUCCUCCUUGAAAUUCAUGUCUGGAUGGGUUGAACAUCAGUGAUACCGUGAGAAAUUCAGUUACAUGCAAUGGAUAUUCCUCCUGAUUAAGUCUCGUUUGUGAAAUUCUCUCUUAUAGCCAUCUAGAAGGAAAUCAAGAGUCGCUGUACAGUUGGAGAACUGAAAGGUAGACUUCAGAGACCUCUUUCUUCUCCUGUGUAGGGUUCACCAAGCCCCAGUCAUGGUCUGCAUCUGGAUGGUAUAGACCUCAGAACAGUAUUGCUUGUAGUGAACCUGCUACAUUCAUCCCUUAUGAUUGUGCCAGUGUCUCACUCUGUGCCUAUGCGAGGUGAUGGACAGCAGAUCAGAGAUGGAGGUUGUGAGAACCACGAAGGGAAAUGCUGCUGGGGAGGUCAGUGUUCAUGUGGUCACCACUGAGAGCACUGUGCAGAACACCCACCUGCCAACGACUGCCUUCAUCUUACCAGCAAAUGCUACUACCAUCAACCUUCCUCCAAGCACCUUAGAAAUCCAGCGAUUCCCCAGGGAGCCACCAAAAAACACAGGGGCUGAGAGGCCAGAGAAGGGAGUAGGGAAUGAACCCAUCACAGCCACUGUCAUCCCCCAGAUCAGUGGGGUGCAGACCUGCAACACGGUUCGUGUACUGGAGUGGAAAGAUGGGGUAGCUACUUUGCCUGGGAGUAACCUGCGGUUUCAAAUAAAUGAGUAUGGAACACUGAAGGUAGUGAGUGCUGACAAGAUGCCUCCAGCAGAAGCUAUAAAGGAGGGUCAUGCGAAGAAAGAUGGGGACUCAGAUGUGGCACCCACUAGCAGGGACAAUACUAUUGUUGCUCAGGAUAUGCCAGAGCAACCCAAACUGCCUACAGCAGAUAGCAUUUGCCACUGUGAUACCUGUGGCCGGAGACAUGUGUCAGAUGGAGCCCGGGAAGGCAGGGGUUUCUGCAGUGAGCAUUGUCACCAGCAGUUCAAAGAAAGGUCUGUCAUUGUGGAAAACUCUGCCAGUAGUACCAGUGCCCCUGAAAUCCUCAAGCCAGUGAAGAAACGAAAGAGGAAGGACUACCAGAGCCCUUCAGAAGAAGACUAUGAAUCUGAGCAAAUGGAGGAAAAGCAGGAAGAGCUGAAAAACUCUGUGGGAGACUCUGCCAUCAGCAAUCCAGAGGCUGACGCUUGGAGCCAGCAUAGUACAGAGGGGCCAGGUGCCAGCGAGGAGAAGAAAGAAGGCUGGUCUUGGGCGUCCUACCUGGAGGAGCAGAAAGCUGUCGCUGCCCCUUUAGAUCUCUUCCAGGAUUACCAAAUAGCUUCCCAGCACAAGAAUGGCUUUAAAGUGGGGAUGAAGCUGGAGGGAAUUGAUCCACAGCACCCAUCCAUGUACUUUAUCCUGACAGUGGCUGAGGUAUGUGGUUAUCGGAUGCGUCUCCACUUCGACGGCUACUCUGAGUGCCAUGAUUUCUGGCUGAAUGCUGACUCCCCUGACAUCCACCCUGCUGGCUGGUUUGAAGAAACGGGACAUAAACUCCAGCCUCCGAAAGGGGUUUUAGGUUAUAAGGAAGAAGAAUUCAGCUGGACAAACUACCUGAAGAUAACAAAGGCUCAGGCAGCUCCUAAGCACCUCUUCCUGAUCCGAAACACUCAUGAGGCUCCUCCAGGCUUUGAGGUGGGCAUGAAGCUUGAGGCUGUGGACCGCAUGAAUCCUUCCCUGAUCUGUGUUGCCACAGUGACUGAUGUGGUGGAUGAUCGCUUUUUGGUGCACUUUGACAACUGGGAUGAUACUUAUGACUACUGGUGUGACCCCAGCAGUCCAUACAUUCACCCAGUCGGAUGGUGUCAGGAGCAUGGCAAACCCCUCACACCUCCUCAAGAUUAUCCUGACCCUGAUAACUUCAUCUGGGAAAAGUACUUAAAAGAAACAGGAGCAUCUGCUGUUCCAGCUUGGGCCUUUAAAGUGCGCCCGCCCCAUGGCUUCCUAGUCAACAUGAAGCUGGAGGCAGUGGACAGGAGGACUCCUUCCUUCAUCCGAGUGGCCAGUGUGGAGGAUGUGGAAGAUCACAGGAUAAAAAUCCAUUUUGACGGCUGGAGCCACGUAUAUGAUUUCUGGAUUGAUGCAGAUCAUCCAGACAUACAUCCCAUAGGCUGGUGCUCAAAAACUGGUCAUCCACUGCAGCCUCCUCUUAGGCCAAAGGAACCAGCUUCCUCUGCUCACGCAAGCUGUCCAACUCUGGGCUGCAAGAACAUUCCUCAUUCCAAGAGCUCCAAGUACAGUUUUCACCACAGGAAGUGCCCCACGCCGGGCUGUGAUGGAUCAGGACAUGUGACAGGGAGAUUCACAGCACACUACUGCCUCUCAGGGUGCCCUCUGGCAGAGAAGAACCAGGGCAGGCUUAAGGCAGACUUGUCUGAUACUGAGGCCUCAACUCGCAAGAGGAACCUGAUUGGCUUCUCUCAGCGGAAGAAAUCUCGGCACCAUGGGAGAGGGCGACCUCCAAAGUACCGGAAGAUCCAGCAGGAAGAUUUCCAGACUAUUUCUUCAGACAACAUGCACCAGUCACUCUUCAUGUCUGCCCUGUCUGCCCAUCCUGACCGCUCUCUAUCUCUAUGUUGGGAGCAGCACUGCAAACUCCUACCAGGAGUGGCUGGCAUCACAGCAACCACAGUAGCCAAAUGGACAACUGAUGAGGUCUUUAGCUUUGUUCAAACUCUGACGGGUUGUGAGGACCAAGCCAAGCUCUUCAAAGAUGAGAUGAUUGAUGGUGAAGCAUUCCUCUUGCUGACUCAGGCUGACAUUGUCAAGAUUAUGAGUGUUAAGCUGGGCCCUGCUCUCAAGAUCUACAAUGCCAUCCUCAUGUUCAAGAAUGCCGAUGACACCUUAAAGUGACUUUUCUUGGCCCCACUGGGACCUUCCUUCAGCACUGGUGCUGCCAAACUGCCUGGCCAGGACAGAGACCUCCCUGAGUGCCCGCGGCUUGUCGUGUCCUGCAGCAUCUCCUGCAGUCUGUCUCCUGUCCUCUCCCUCAGUCUCCUUGCCACCUCUCUGCUCCAGCAUUGGGCACAGGCUAACCACAGUCUGCAGAGAUAGGGGUUGAAUGUUGGACUGCCUUAUUGCAAAAACUGCCCCAAUACCCGGCUGUGACUGCACGACAUUUGGGGUGUGAUUAAGGAUGAGGGAGUGGUGUGGAGGCUGUAACUGAUGGAGGUUGACACCUCAGCUUAAGCCGCUGAGAUAAGGGAAAGGACUGACUGACUGUGUACAUGCUUGCAGGCUUGUCUUUGUUCAACAACUGGGAGAGAUUUUUGUUCUUUUUUUCAUCUCUGUAUGUUGCUCUCCGAGGGAUUAGGUGCUCUAGAGGAGCUUCUGCUCUCUUUGCCGUCUUCAAUUCUUGUGACUCAAGGCUAGAUGAUAACUUUGCUUUGUCCCUUCACUGUGCUGGGAAGCAGUGGCCUCAUCUCUUGCUCCUUCUGGCAGUGUGUCCUGGCUGCAGCUCUGCCUAUGACCGUCUGUGUUUUGUUCUUUACGGAGAAGCCUGUUGGGACUAGGGCUGGGUGACGGUAGAGCAAGCUCCAUUUCCUCUUGUGCAAGCUGUCUUUGCCAGCAUGUCUGUGGGAGAGAGUGGUUGGUUAAAUUGUACCCCUUUCAGCAGUUAAAAGAGUCCUGUGCAAGGGAGAAUCAAGCCUACUUUGGUCUGUGUAUUAUGGGCAAAGCCCUUUCUAGAAAUUAAGCAGCUGAGAAAGGUAAAAAAUAUCCACAGACAGAAUGAGGGCUCGGCUCCAAAGGCAUUCUUGGCCUCUCUAAAUCAGUUCUGCCAAGCUGCCUUCUCCCCAUUUUGCCCUUGUGUGGUCCCUGGGCAUUCCUGUAUGAGGAGCAGGAUCCCUUGCUGUCCCUGGAUUUCUUCCCUUCAAAACCAAGAGGCAGUUGUUUUUUUUUAUUUUUUCCCCUCCUAUAUUUUUACUAAUAUAUGACUUUUCCAGCAAGAAUGUGUGCACUUUGGAAGCGCUGGUUCUCCCCUGUAACAGAGUCGUGUUCUGGAAGAAGACCUUUUCUUCAGAUAUUCCAUGUGUCCCCUGCUCCUGGGGAUGAAGCCCUGCAGCACCCACAUGGCACUCACUGUACUCUGCCAUCCUUAUGUGCACAGCUGCUGCAGGUGUUGUUGGAGCAGCGGAGUGGCAGUGCUGUGCUGCAGGGCAGCCACACACCCCAAGGAGUCUCCAUAGGCUACAGUGAUGUGACCCAAGUCCCACACUCAACUUUCUUUCCCAUUCCCAAGAAUGACAAACCAGUAUCAAAAUAUGUUUUCCCCCUUUCCCAGUGUCCAAAGACAGAGAUGAGGUGUCUUAGCAAGUGCACCAGCAAUGUGUGGAGCAGAACCGCCUUGGGAGCCACUGUCACACCUGAGUUGAUCUGUUUUAGGCUUCCCAUGGAAAUGUAGCAUUUUGACUCUUCGUUAGUAAAUCUUUGAGGUUGCAUUUGACCUGCUGUUGCAAUGUCUGCUGCUUGCUCUUCAUGCAGCUAGUCCAUGUAUUUGUUUAUGUAGUCAGUGCUAGGGUUUGAUCUAGACAGCUCCGUCAUCUUUUCAAGAGCUGCACCAUGGUCGGCUGUGGAGAGAGGGUGAGUGGGAGGGGACACCUGUGUCCCACAGUGGCUCCUCCAGUCAGUGAAGGUCCUGAAAUUGGUCUCUUCAGCUAAUAGGGAGCUUUCCUCAGCUACCGUGUGUUUAGAAAGAGGAAGAGCAGUCCCAGGACCUUCAGCUGUGAGACUUCAUGCAGACCACGCUGAGACAUCUGCAGGUGUAGUCUGGGAUGGAACGGCUCCUGUUUGGCUCUUGUUACCCACGUGCAGCAUGUGGUUAUUGAGCUUAUAAGGGAGCAACAUAGGAAAGAAUCCUGUUCUCAUCUACUACCUAAUGCUAAGUCAUUCCUCCUCACGGGGAUGUGACUAAGCAUUGGUCCUGGGUACUAGGAGAGGAAUGUCAGAUCUGAAACCAGUGUGAAUGAUGGACAGCCUUGUUUAACACAGGGCUGCUCUGCAGUGCAGAGGUGCUUGUGAGUUCAGAAGAUACCUGCUGAAGGAGAACUGCAGAGGUGUGUGCUCCAGACUGUGCCAGCCUUUGGCAUCAGCAGGAAGCUCUGCCCAUGCAAUACUCCCCUCCUGGCUUCUUUUGACCUCCCUGUAAGGUCUGGUGGCACAGCUUGAUCCCAGGUCCCUGCUGGGCUGUUACUCUGCCCCGGGAGCAGCUGCCAGGAAAACCAGUGCCACUGGGAAGGUGACGUGUGCAGUGAUGGUCUCUGUCACUCACUUGCCUGCUGUCUUGAGCAUCAGUCCAUCAGCCUCCCAGGCUGACUCCUCUCAGCCCUCUGGGUACAAAUCUGGUGCAGUGGUGCACUUAAGUGAGAGACUUACAGGGUCUGCAGAUUGUUAAGGGCUAUUUGCUGUUUAAAGCCUAGAAGCUGUUUCUGAUUCCUUUAAACCAAACCCAAAGCAUCGUGUGUGUGUGUGUGUGGAUAGGUGUUUGUGGGUACCAGCGUGGGGAAAUCACAGAACAAUGUCCUACACUGUUGGUGUGACACUGUUUAAUUGUGGUGGUCUCAGGCCGCGGAGGUGGCCCAGGGUCUCUUGCAAUGCAUUCUCCAUUAGCAGAAGUUGUCACUGGUCCCAAGAGGGAAGCCGGGGAGAAAAAGGUUUUUCUGCACCUCUAAAUGUAGCAAGUCCUCUGCCUCUGUAGAGCAUUGCAUGGAAGCCCCUUUCAGGGAGCAUCAGGACCAGGGCAGAAGGACCAGAGUUUCUUUUCCUUAUCACCAGACCAUGUGAGUUGUCCCACCACACACUUUGGCAACUUCUGGGGUGACUGGUCCACUGGUGACACUGUGUACAUGGGCACAGUUGGAGCCUCUUGAGAAGGUGAUUCUCCUUUGUGGAAACGGUCAGCAUUGUGAUGGGGUGAGGCUGAAAUCUCUGUUUCUUUGAGAGCAGCCAACCUGAAGCUGCUUCGUAGUGAGGAGGGUGACUGUGUCUGCCCUAUGGGAGAACAAGUUCUCUGGGAAGGUUUACGGCUGCAGAGGCAGAUCUGGGGACUUGUGUGCAAUGAAAGAAGCUGGAGGAGAAGAGGGAGCCAUGAGAUAAUGCGACUUGAUAACUGCUCUUCUAUUCCUGCUCCUUAACCUCUUGGGGAGGGACUGCUUGAUCCAUAGGACUGGAACAUAACAGGGCUACAGCCGAGCUCCAUCCCUGCAACCCAUCUAUUCCUUGUUGGCGGGAGGAAAAGGGGGAAUAUGUGGAAGGAGCACGAUAUGAUAAUAGACAUUUUGCACUUUCAUUCAUUUUGCACUCGUUUUUAUUUAUAUUAUAUAGAUUUUGUUUUUAAUUUUUUUUUUUUUUUUUUGCUAUUUGCACAUCCCCUUGGUUUUUCAUAACAAAACUCUUUCCGUUGUAGCCAGUGAAGCUAUUCCAAAAUUUGUGUCCUGACUAUCCAGAAGUUUAAAGGUUUUAUAUAUAUAAAUUUAUAUCUACACCAAAUAAAUUUAUAUAUAUAGAUCACGGUGUGAUGUGUUCUGUCAGUGCUUUAAAACAAUAAAUGAUGUGAGCAAUGGA
Messenger RNA from Coturnix japonica (Japanese quail), 7501 nucleotides. It is a transcript of the gene L3MBTL1, whose product is annotated as L3MBTL histone methyl-lysine binding protein 1. NCBI's taxonomy places the organism in Eukaryota, Metazoa, Chordata, Aves, Galliformes, Phasianidae. Gene Ontology annotation, cellular component: nucleus. The record is from RefSeq and is a predicted model, not a curated record. Gene Ontology annotation, molecular function: zinc ion binding; histone binding; chromatin binding. Gene Ontology annotation, biological process: negative regulation of DNA-templated transcription.